Messenger RNA from Vavraia culicis subsp. floridensis, 903 nucleotides. RefSeq lists its product as uncharacterized. Bases 1 to 903 code for a protein of 300 amino acids. The transcript has a single exon. Lineage: Eukaryota; Fungi; Microsporidia; Pleistophoridae. The record is from RefSeq and is a predicted model, not a curated record.
AUGUUAGCCGCGCUUCUUUGUUUAAAACACGGUUUGGGCAUAUUUCUGGGCUGUAAGGUGUAUGCAAGCAACUUGAUGAAAGCUAACAGCCACAGCUACGAUGAGAUGCAACCUAAGAAAUACCUGAUGAUCAACCAGUUCUGUAGAAAGGUCUGUUUUAAGCUUAAAAAGAAACCUUUGAACUUUGAUACGGUUAUUGAUCAGGAAAUAUCCAUGAAACAGAAGAAAGAUGAUGUUUUUAACAAUGUAUCAACGUUCAAGCGAACGAAAGAGAUACCAGAUGAUGUUAAUGGGCACAAAAAGAUAGAAAACAAGACUGGUAUAAAACAAAAGUCGAUAAUUGCGCAGCUGAAAGAUAAAAUGCCUUAUAAAGAAAAAAUGAAGGAUGUAAAUAAAAUAUUGAAGGACAGAAAUAGAUUGGUGACACGAUCUCGUGAAAAUACGGGAAAAAUCAGUCUAAAAAAGCAUAUGAAAGGAGGUUAUAACGCCGAAAACAAAGAAUCCAGAGUAUCUGGGAAAGAAGAACAAAUAGAUAAUACCAUGGUGUUUGAUAGUGAUUAUAAGGAUAUCUUAAAACCAAAAGUUCAUUUGGAUGUGGUGGAAUAUGGCAAAAGCAUUAUUUCUGGCUCAAACACUAAACAAACACCCAAUCUCCGACCCAAAACAACAGCAGAUGUGGUAGCAUCCUUUGCUCUUCAUACUGCGACGACAGAUAUUGGUCUAUUCAUUCUGACAGCAGUUGCCGAAUCCUUGUUCCUUAUAUUUAGCAUCUUGAUACUUGCCUUGGACAAAGAUGAAUCGAUGUCUACCAACGGAUAUAGCGGAAAUAGCAUGUAUCAGUCCAAUGGAGUGAGCAGGCCCAAUAUAUUGGAAUAUUUCGGAUCAUAUUGCCAUCAUUGCUAG